Messenger RNA from Cladophialophora carrionii CBS 160.54, 1923 nucleotides. RefSeq lists its product as uncharacterized. Gene Ontology annotation, molecular function: oxidoreductase activity, acting on the CH-CH group of donors. The coding region runs from base 1 to 1923 and encodes 640 amino acids. The transcript is spliced from 3 exons. Lineage: Eukaryota; Fungi; Ascomycota; Eurotiomycetes; Chaetothyriales; Herpotrichiellaceae. The record is from RefSeq and is a predicted model, not a curated record.
AUGGCUCCUCUCGAGGCCUCCACCGUGGAUAAAGGAUUCAUUUUGGCUCCGCCACCUCUGGCAAAUCCUUUCACGUCGGAUGGCUCUUAUCAGCGGAUUCUCGAAUGGUACCUGCCGCCAUAUGUCCUUCAAAAGGUCAUUCCCCGCCUCAGCAAGUUUGCAGGCGAGUCAGUCUCACAAGAGAUCAACGACUUGAUAUCCAACGCCGAGUCUGAACAGCCGCACGUCAAGACUCACAAUGUCUGGGGUGCGCGCUACCCUUAUGAUCGCCUGGUGACGAGCCACGGGUGGAAAGAACUAGGCAAAUGGGGAUCAAAGAAUGGUGUGAUAGCGCUUGGUUACGAGGAGGAAUUUCAACAAUAUCGGAGACUCGUCCAGCAUGCCUUCAACUACACCUUCUCGGCCUCCUCAGCCGUAUAUUCGUGCCCGGUUUCAAUGACCAGUGGAGCUGCGCGGCUGGUGGCCAAACAACUAGACUCGGUGCCGGCGGAUCAUCCGUUUCAUGAGAUAUAUCGUCUCUUGACUGCCCGCGAGGGCAACUGGAUCUCGUCGCAGUGGAUGACCGAACGGCCAGGCGGCAGUGAUGUACAGAACUCGGAGACCGUGGCCGUGUACUCUCCCCUUCCGAAAAAGACAGGCCGAUUCGGAUCGAUCGAAGAGGGCGACUACCUCGUGUCCGGAUUCAAGUUCUUCUCGUCGGCGACGGACUGCAAUAUUGCCCUGAUGCUGGCGAAGACAGAAUCCGGCCAGCUCAGUCUCUUCGUCGCACCGACCAGGAAGACCAUCAACGUUCAGGGCCGGAGGCAGGAAGUCACCAACGGCAUUCGCAUCCAUCGUCUCAAGAACAAAAUGGGCACCAAGGAACUCCCGACCGCCGAGCUGGUCCUGGACAAGGUCAGAGCACAUUUGAUCGGCCCCCUUGACCGCGGAAUCGCCACGAUCGCACUGCUUUUGAAUGUCACACGAACGCACAAUUUCAUCACCGCCCUGUCAUGCUGGCGACGGGGCAUGGCCAUCGCCAAGUCAUUUGCCACGGUCCGGACCACCAUCAACCAGCCCCUGGCGACGUUCCCCAUGCACCUCCGGCUCCUGGCGACCAUGGAGGUCAAGCACCGAGGCGCCCUCCAGCUCGCCUUCUUCACCACGAGUCUGCUGAGCUUCGUGGACAAUGGCUUCCCCCCGGAGCAUGUCCAACGACACGGAUACGUGCCUCUCCCAUCUCCGGGCGAGCAGGCAGAAGUCAUCUUGAGAACGCUGACGGCCACCGUCAAGGCUGUCGUCUGCAAGACUGCAACGCUUGCAUUGCAGGAAUGUCAAGAGGCCAUGGGCGGAGUCGGCUAUCUGGACGAACCCGAAGAGCCCGAGUUCAACAUCUCGCGCCUGAUGCGCGACACGGCCGCCAACAUGACGUGGGAAGGCACCACGAACGUGCUGAGCAGUGAGGUCGUCAGACAUCUGUUGAACAAGGACGCCCGAUAUCUGUCACGGUUCGGCGACUGGGUCAAGCAAGCAAACGCACACGUCCGCGACGCCGAGCUGAAGAAGACACUGGAUCGAGCUUGGACGGAGUUUUCCGGGACUCUAGAAAGCAAGCGCGCAGACAUGGUGUCAGCGUUGGCCAUGGGACGGCAGUUGAUGUUCACUCUCGCGUGGAUCGUGGCAGGUGUCCUGCUCGCCCUCGACGCCGAAAGAGACGGCGAUGCCAUCGCCAUGGAAAUUGCUCGACGUUGGGUUCUGGAGGGUGAAGGCAAUGUUGGCGAGUUUCAUCUUCCGCGUGCCGUCCGAGUGUCAGAUAGAGCGCUCGGAAUCGGCGACAGAGACAGGAUCAACUGGGACUGUAGAUUAGUCUGGGGUUGUGAUCUGCCUGCGGACGCGGCAAAAGGGUAUCGGGUGAACACCGAAGGAGCCCGGCCAAAGCUGUAG